Messenger RNA from Phyllostomus hastatus (greater spear-nosed bat), 408 nucleotides. RefSeq names its product ribosomal protein L37a (gene RPL37A). Gene Ontology annotation, biological process: translation. Gene Ontology annotation, molecular function: structural constituent of ribosome. Bases 71 to 349 code for a protein of 92 amino acids. Gene Ontology annotation, cellular component: ribosome. The record is from RefSeq and is a predicted model, not a curated record. Lineage: Eukaryota; Metazoa; Chordata; Mammalia; Chiroptera; Phyllostomidae. The transcript is spliced from 4 exons.
UUCGUCUUCCUAAAGCCGCGCUUGCGCAGUGCGCCGCUUCCUCUUGGGGUCCGACCUCCUUUGCGGCAAAAUGGCCAAACGCACCAAGAAAGUCGGAAUCGUCGGUAAAUACGGCACCCGUUAUGGCGCCUCCCUCAGGAAGAUGGUGAAGAAAAUUGAGAUCAGCCAGCACGCCAAGUAUACUUGCUCCUUCUGUGGCAAAACCAAGAUGAAGAGGCGAGCGGUGGGGAUCUGGCACUGCGGCUCCUGCAUGAAGACGGUCGCUGGCGGUGCCUGGACCUACAACACCACUUCUGCUGUCACAGUAAAGUCGGCCAUCAGAAGACUGAAGGAAUUGAAAGACCAGUAGAAGCUCCACAAUUUGACGCAUUGCUAGCCUAUAAUAAAGGGGUUAAUUUAUCUAACAAA